AUGCAGCGUUUGUCAGCAACGUUGUACCGGAAGGUUGCUCGUCCGGCGUGUGACGUGUUCAUCAACCACCGUGGGAUCGACACGAAGCGAAACAUCGCCGGGCUGUUGUACGACAGCCUCACGAGGAAUGGUGUAAGAUCUUUCUUGGACAGCAAGAAUAUGAAGCCUGGGGAUAGACUCUUUGAUCACAUUGAUAGGGCUAUUGUUGGAAGCAAGGUUGGUGUUGCCGUCUUCUCUCCUCGCUAUUGCGACUCCUAUUUCUGUCUCCAUGAGCUCGCUCUGCUCAUGGAGUCCAGAAAGAGGGUCGUUCCCAUCUUUUUCGACGUCAAACCUUCGAAUCUUCGUGUUAAGGAUAAUGGAACUUGUCCUCCUAACGAGCUUCGAAGGUUUGACUUGGCUCUCCAGGAAGCUAAGAACAUUGUGGGUUUAACCUUUGAUUCUUCUAAAGGGGACUGGUCGGAGUUGUUAAGGGAUGCUUCGGACGCAGUGAUGGUGAACUUGAUGGAGGUAGAGGAAGAAAGAAAGCGCAUGAAGACGAGGGUGUAAUUGUGAUACAGUGGAAACUCAG
This is a messenger RNA of Arachis duranensis, 568 nucleotides long. RefSeq names its product TIR-only protein-like. Gene Ontology annotation, biological process: signal transduction. Lineage: Eukaryota; Viridiplantae; Streptophyta; Magnoliopsida; Fabales; Fabaceae. The record is from RefSeq and is a predicted model, not a curated record. The transcript has 2 exons. Bases 1 to 546 code for a protein of 181 amino acids.